Closterium sp. NIES-65 is the source of this 258-nucleotide messenger RNA. The record is from the annotation of a GenBank genome assembly. Lineage: Eukaryota; Viridiplantae; Streptophyta; Zygnematophyceae; Desmidiales; Closteriaceae.
AUGAGUCGGUCGGUGCGGCGUCUGCCCCCAGCGGUAGACGCCGCUCUGGCAAGGGCAAGGGGGGCAAGGGAGCGGGUGGAGCUAGAGGGGGCAGUGGCGGCGGAGGAGGUGGGGGUGGCGGAGGGAGUGGGGGUGGCGGUGGAGGUGGUGGCGGGAGUGGAGGUACUGGUGGAGGCGGUGGAGGCGGAGGUGGCGGCGGAGGCGGUAGCGGAGGAGGCGGGGGCGAGGGUACCGGUGCUAGUGAGGCUGCUGCUCUAG